Cuscuta epithymum is the source of this 1647-nucleotide messenger RNA. Lineage: Eukaryota; Viridiplantae; Streptophyta; Magnoliopsida; Solanales; Convolvulaceae. The record is from the annotation of a GenBank genome assembly.
UGGGUGGGCUACAUGUUCUCCCCCCUAAACCAAAUUUCUCGCUCCCAUAAUUACCAUUACCAAAUGGGUAAGUAUCAAUUGAGGGCCGCCUUCAACAUUGCUCGUCUUCACUCCGAAGUCUGGCCGCUCCCUGGCUCUGGCUAGCCCUAACUUCUCCAGUCUCCACUGCCCUAAUCUGCAAAUCUGAAGCACGUCUAUCUACUCUAAUAUAAGGCUGUUUAAGCUAUGGAGGAGCGAGACAGAAUCAGUGAACUUCCUGCAGAUAUACUUGACAAGAUUAUGGGAAAAUUGUGGAUUGAAGAAGCUGCUACCAUGGCCGUCUUAAACACUGUUUGGAGAGAUGCCUGGUACAGUCUUACUGAGGUUGCUUUUGAUGCUUCCUUCCAUUAUAUCCUUUACUGUGAUUUUAUUAAAAACCCAGACAAAUGGCAUGAUAUAGUCAACGAUUACCUCAAGAAGCACAAUGGAAAUAUUAAAAGAUUUGACAUUUAUUUUAGUCAGCAAGUAUAUAGAGGCGAUUUCGAUAAGUUGUUCCUCUCUCUCACAAAGAAAGGUGUUCAAGAACUCGACCUUCAGAUAUAUAGUGAUGAUGAUCGCAAUUACCGGCUGCCGCCCUGCAUCCUUAAAUGCUCUACUCUGAAGACAUUUUAUGCUUGUGGUGUUAAAAUAGACCAGAUAACACCCCGUUGCAUGUUUCCCAAUGUCACUUUUCUUAGCUUUGAUCUUGUUCAUUUUGGUGCAAGUAGUCUUCAACAUCAUGCCGUUGAUCUUCCAAAGCUCCAAAGACUGACAUUUAGCAGAUGCACAGACAUCUCUCAUUUUAACAUUACUGCUCCGAAACUUGGUAUUUUAUCAAUCGAAAAAUGUUACAUUAGUGGUGAUGAUGAUGUUGAGGAGGAGGAGGAUGAUGAUGAUUACUACUCUGAUGAUGAUGAAAGGGACUCUGAUGACAGUUGCAGUAGUGGAGGUGAUGAUAAUAACGAUAUGUUUUGCUACAACCCUACCAAUGAAAAAGACAAACCCGUUGGUGGUUUUCUCCCUGCAAACUUAGAUUUGGGAUCUGUUUCUAGGCUUCAUUUGUGUUGUAAUGCUAUAUGGGGUGUUGUUGAUGAUUUUGGUAGAAAGGGACUUCAAAUGCCAAUGUUAGACGUGAAAUACUUAAACCUUUCAGGUGAUUACUAUCCAGGUUCUGAUAGUAACUCUAAGCUUGUUAAUCUGCUGAGAAGUUGCCCAAAAUUAUGCGAACUUGAAAUAUGUUUUCAGCUCCGUGGAUUAGACUCGCCUACUUGUGGUGAGAGUGUUUCUAAUCUCUUGGAAGGACUUCACAGGCUUCAUCACAGACACAAUGACCUCCAAACUUUGAAGCUUAGCGUGUAUUCAGCAUCCAAAUUUGAAGUGCAUUUGAUAACGGGACUGAUAGGCUGCUUUCCGACAUGCAAGAAGGUGUUUAUUUUUUCUCAGACAAGGUUCUCGUACCCGGAGGAGGUAAAAGCAAGAAAUGAGAUUUUGAGUUCUAGUCGUGCCUUAUCAACAGCAGAAGUUUAUUUUAAGUAAGAAGCCUUCUGGUUUUUAUGCAACUCUUAAACCCUCACCCUCCUGAUAUGUAAUGGAAGGACAUCCGAUUUCUUCUGUUCUUGAACAGCCAUG